Molecule: messenger RNA, 1042 nt
Organism: Moneuplotes crassus
Lineage: Eukaryota; Ciliophora; Spirotrichea; Euplotida; Euplotidae
Source: the annotation of a GenBank genome assembly
AUGAGAAUAGGAAAAGUGGUAACGAUUGUGUUGCUUUUGUUCUGUGUUUGUACAGUCUAUUCGCAAGAGAAGAGAAAGAAAUGCAGAGCAUUGGCGCUUGAGGGGGGAGGUGAUCUAGGGUCGUACCAGGUUGGUGUACUCAAAGCAUUUGUAGAUAACCUUCCUACCGAAGAGACUCAAUGGGAUGUCAUCACAGGUGUCUCAGUUGGAUCAAUAAAUGCAGUAGCAAUUGCACUUCAUGAGAUCGGCCAGGAAAAGGAAGCCUUGGAUUGGAUGAUUAACCUCUGGGAAGAAUUUACUAAAACUGAUAUUUAUGUCAACUGGAGAUUUGGAAUUCUCCAAGGCCUCUUCUUUAAGCAAGGGCUCUGGGACAACACUCCUGAAAUGGAUUAUCUAACUGACAAAUUCACUGAUUUCCCCGAUAGGGAACUAAAGAGAAGAAUAAAUAUCAACACUGUUGAUAUUAACACAGGAGAAGUAUAUAAAUUUUUCGAAGAUCUGGAUUUUGAUUUGGUACCCAAAGCUGUAAAAGCUAGCUCUUCGAUGCCAUUUGCAUUCCCACAUACAGAGUUUGAAGGUCAUUCCUUUGUCGAUGGAGGAUCAGUUUGGAAUAUCGAUCUCUCUGGAGCAAUCGAAAGAUGUCAUGAAAUAGUCGAUAAUGAUGAAGACAUUAUUGUAGAUGUCGUCAUGUGCAAUGGAGCAUUCCUACGUGACGGAGAGAAGUUCAAAAAUGCAAAUGUGCUUCAAUACUAUGGAAGGUACCAAGAGAUCAGAUCUUACUACGCAACUAUGAGCGAUUACUGAGAGAUCAAGAGAGGAUAUCCAAAGGUUAACUUUAGAUAUGUCCUUGCUCCAUCCCAAGAACUCCCAGGAGGUUUCCUCCCUCUCAACUUUAUCCACGAUGAAAUGGUUAAAAACAUCGAGAUUGGUAUUGAAGAAGGUAAAAGAGCCAUUGAGGAGGGAACGAAUGCACUGGAAGAUGCAUUGAACUACGUUGGAAGGCAAGAAUUCUGUUCUAAUGAAGAUGACUUCUAAAAUUCUU